GAAGAGUGCGCGUGCUUGUUAAUAUAAUAUUUAAUCGUACAGAUAAAUGUUAUUACGACUCGCUAAAUAUUUCUAAUGUUCUUCAGUUCAACUCUAACUUUUAUACAUAUAGUAAAUAUUAUCUAUAAAAUCAAUAAUAAAUAAAAUCUAAUUCAGAUGCAACAAGUUUACACUCGCGGACAAUCUGUGAAUGUGACUGAUGUCAGAAGUGAAAAACACUGUAAAUAAAUGGCAAUGAAAUUAAUCAUACAAAAUCCCCAAUGUGCAUUCCUAAAAUACACAAACAGGCAUCUUUGGGGCGUAGACGGGUUCUACACACACACAUGUAUGUGUGUGUAUGUCUGUUUGUGUGUAUGUGAGAAUGUGUGUGUGUGUGUGUGAGAGAGAGAGUGUGAGAAUGUGUGAGUGUGUGUGUAUGGUGUGUGUGUCUGUGUUUGUGUAUGUGUGUGUGAGAAUGUGUGUGUGUGUAUGGUGUUUUUUGUCUGUCUGUUUGUGUAUUUGUGUGUGUAUUGUGUGUGUGUCUGUUUGUGUGUGUGUGUGUGUGAGAGAGAGAGAGUGAGAAUGUGUGUGUAUGUGUGUGUAGUUGCAGCACAUCACCGCCAGGUGAUGACACAACACUAAAAUUGUAGCCACAUCCUGCGCUGUUGAGUAACUAAAGAAAGUCAGUUUGUGCAAACCUGGAAUCUUCAUCCAGUGGGAUCGGAAUCACAAAAUAAUGUACAUUAAUAAAACUUAAUUGAUAUGUUAAUUGAUCACAUUUUUACCUCAGAACAUGAACACAAAGACAGAGUGUCUAAAAGGGAGCUAAGUGAGAAAAACACCACGUUUAGUCGUGUUCAGGGCGGGACGCUUGUUGUGACUACAUAUCCCAGAAUGCACCGCAGCAGGGCGAACCUUCAUAAACACCCUUAUUGUGGCGGCGCGGGUCUCCGGCUGCACACACAGUGUAACACAGUGCGCUGAUCGCUUCAGAAGACAUAAAUACGGAAUAAAACUCGGGAUAAAACAUCCUGCAGCUGCUGCGACGAGACAAAGUGUGUGAACGUGCAGCCCCGGAAGUGUGGUGUUUAUUCGCCCACAGCGCAGUGAGGAACCCGAGCGGUGUAACGUGGAGCAGGUCAUUUAUAAAGGGUUAAAAGUCCCGGCUUGGCUUCGGGAAUACAGACUGAUAUCUGUACAUUAAUGUCUGACUGAUGGGUCGCUGGUGUCCCGGUUAGCCUACAGGCUACUAACGUGUUGUCUGUGGCACGUCAGCUAGCAUCCGGCUAAGUAAAGUUAGCACCAGACGCUAGCUAGCAGUGUUUAUAUUAGUGUUUAUUGGUGUGUCCGUGUUUGUAUAUAGCGGUGUGUUGGUGUAACUCGCACUGGUAAAGAAGUGAUGUGAUAACUCGGUGUUGUUUAGUUAUCUGAGCCGAAUCUGGGGCAGAUCUGAGGAGGCUCACACUUGUGUUCGGACACUCAUGUAGGAGUUCUUGUUGAUCUAAAGGCCACUAAACGGUUCUGGGAGUCCAGUGAAUGUAAAGUGAGUGCGAUGGAGCUGAAGAUGAAAUAAGACUUUUAUUUCAUUCGUAACGAAAAAGCAACACAAAGACAAUCGGGCGGUUUUUCUCCUCAGUGCAGAUGUGAGGAGAAGAGCUGAAGGUUCUCAGGUCUGUCAGUCCACAGCCGAGGUUUGGAGGAAGAGCAGGACAUCUUCACCACCUUCAUCAUCUGUGUGUUUGUGUGUGUGUGUGUGAGAUGAUGGAGGGAGGAAAUGUGCAGAAGAUGAGUCCUUUACACCGAGAGCUCACUCGCACCUUCAGCAGCUACAACAAAAGCUCAGCGCUGCUGAAGAAGAACCUAAAGGAGACGAACAGCUUCUUCAGGGAGAUGAGACAGAACUACAGUAACGUGUGCACAUCUGGAGACCUCGAGCAGGGUCAACUGGGCUGUGUUUCCAUCCCCCAUCCUGAUGAGGAGUUUCUCCACGGCGUGGUGGGUAGCGCCCCCUGCAUCUUGGUCCUCGGACAAGACUGCCCCGCUCGCUACCAGCUCCUGAACUGUCUCCUGGGAGAGAAGCUCCUCCCCCUGGGCUCAGAACUGGGCGGAACCUGUGGACCAGGGGGCGGGGCCUGUAAAAGGAGGAAGUUGUGUUUCACUCACGGGCGUCAGACACGACUCAGCCUGGCUCUCCCAGGGCAGUACGAGCUGGUGCACCAGUUGGCAGCUAACUGUAGCCGCUGGGACACCGUCCCCCUGCAGGACCUGGAGAUCCAGGACGAGUGUGAAGAUCCGGCCCACCGACUGGCCGAGCUCGAGAUCACGCUGCAUCACUCGCUGCUACAGGAGACGAGGAUCAUGGUGGUGCCGUGUGAAGGCGUGCAGCCCUUUAAAGAGGCUCUUGAGGACUGCAUGCAUAACACAAUUCCCAUAAUUCUCUACGCUCUGAGUCAGGACUUCGUUACGCCGGAGCAGGCGGCUGAGCUCCUGAAGGUCCGUGACCUGCUUCCGUUUCCCAUGUGCUUCAUCCGGGUUCCGGGUGUUUCUGGGGUUGCUGCCUCUCAGGUGCAAUCGGGCACACUCCAGAAGCAGCUCUUAACCCUGGGCCUCCUACCAGAAGGACCAGGAAACUGUUCCUGCGGCGCUCCGUCCCAAACGCAGCCUGGCUUCUCCGGGAAACCUCACAGCGUCCUCGGAGAGAGUUUGGACCGCUUCCAUCGACUCCUCAUCCACUUCUCCAGGCAGGUGUUCACCAGUCAGCUGGUGGAGGCAGCAAACCGUCUGAACGCGCUCCACUGCAGCUACCUCGAUCUCUUCAUCAACCAGGCAUUUGACAUGCAGAGGGAUCUUCAGAUAACGCCCCGGAGGCUGGAGUACACCCGGGAGAAGGAGGCCGAGCUCUUCACCUCCCUCAUGGCCAUCGCCAACCGCAAACAGGAGGAGAUGAAGGAGAUGAUUGUGGACACACUGAGCACCAUGAAGGAGCAGCUACUGGAGGAUGCGGCCAACCUCGAGUUUACAGACAUCAUUGUGAGCUCUAACGGAGAUGCAGUGAGCAGUAAGGACAUUAAGUCAUGUAUUCAUCAGAUCCAGGAGCUGAUUGUUGUGCGUCUGAAUCAGGCUGUUGCUAAUAAACUCACCAGCUCUGUGGAUUACUUACGUGAGAGUUUUGUAGGAACGCUGGAACGCUGCCUGAACAGCCUCGAGAAAUCCAACAUGGACUCCCAUAAUAUCACCUCCAACCACCUCAAACAGAUUCUGAAUGCUGCCUAUCACGUGGAGGUGACGUUUCACUCUGGAUCAUCUGUUACACGUCUCUUCUGGGAGCAGAUCAAACGGAUAAUCCAGAGGUUGUCGUGGGUGAACCCUCCCUCCAUCACAGCGGAGUGGAAGAGGAAAGUGGCUCAAGACGCCAUCGAGAGUCUGAGUGCUGCCAAACUGGCCAAAAGCAUUUGCUCCCAGUUUCGCACCAGGCUCAACAGCUCUCAUGAUGCCUUUGCUGCCUCACUUAGACAGUUAGAGGAGGGUCAUACAGACCGUCUGGGUCGGACAGAGGAUCUGUGGGUGCGUGUGAGGAAAGAACAUGCCCCCCGUCUCGCACGCCUCUCGCUGGAGAGUCGCUCACUCAUUGAUACACUACUGUACGGGAAGCCGAAGCUGGGGCGCGAGUUGGGCAGGGGGCAAUAUGGAGUGGUGUAUUUGUGUGACAACUGGGGGGGCAAUAACCCCUGUGCCCUGAAGUCGGUGGUACCUCCUGAUGACAAACACUGGAAUGACCUAGCACUUGAGUUCCACUACACAAGGUCUUUACCUAAGCAUGAGCGGAUGGUGGAUCUUCACGGGUCUGUGAUUGAUCACACGUACGGUGGAGGUUCGAGCAUCGCAGUGCUGCUCAUCAUGGAGAGACUUUACCGAGACCUGUACACAGGCCUCAAGGCCGGACUUUCUCUGAAGGAGCGUCUGCAGAUUGCACUGGAUGUGGUUGAGGGGAUUCGCUUCCUGCACAGUCAGGGGCUCGUACACCGAGACAUUAAACUGAAAAAUGUGCUGCUGGACAAACAGAACAGAGCCAAAAUCACAGACCUCGGGUUCUGCAAACCUGAAGCCAUGAUGUCAGGCAGCAUCGUAGGAACUCCAAUACACAUGGCACCAGAACUGUUCACAGGAAAGUAUGAUCACUCAGUGGAUGUCUACGCUUUUGGGAUCUUGUUCUGGUAUUUGUGCAGCGGAUCUGUGAAACUACCUGAAGCUUUUGAGAAAUGUUCCAGUAAAGACCAACUGUGGACCAACGUCAAGAAAGGUUCUCGUCCUGAGCGUUUGUCUAGUUUUGAUGAAGAGUGCUGGCAGCUGAUGGAGGCGUGUUGGAAUGGAGACCCAUCUCAGAGACCGCUGCUGGGUAUCGUACAGCCGAGUCUGCAAAGCAUCAUGGGACGUCUGUGUGAAGGUGCUGACCAGAGACACGCCAGCCUGGAAGACUCCACCUAAAACACACACCUUAAAAUACACAUGCAUACAGUUUUAAAAACACACACACACACACACACACACACACACACACACACAGUGUGACACAUUCCCGGGAGAACACGUUCAACUGACGUUGAUGUAAAAAGAGAGAAGUGGUAUAUAAUUUGUUUUUGUAUUUUUGGGAGAUCUUGAUGAGUUGCGUGUGUGUGCACACAACCACACAAAACUGUCUUCUGUUAGGAAGCCAACACACUAUUUAUGAUCAGACGAUCUGAGCAACACAGUCUUAAAAUGUUUUUCUUUGUUUAAUGUAUAUUUAUAUAAAGUCAUAUUACACAAUGUUCUUUUCAUCAUGCAUGCUAAUUCUGCUUUGUUGUAGGAUUGUUACUAGAAUUUUUAAGAGUUGUGUGAUCAUAUUGCCAUAUUAUUAUAGAACAAGGAAAAAAGACUUUAAUUUUAGCUGGUGUUUAAACUUGCUAUCUGAACACGACUUUUUUUAAUAAAAAAUGUUUUGUCAAGCUC
Tachysurus vachellii is the source of this 4968-nucleotide messenger RNA. RefSeq names its product dual serine/threonine and tyrosine protein kinase (gene dstyk). Gene Ontology annotation, molecular function: ATP binding; protein kinase activity. The coding region runs from base 1738 to 4464 and encodes 908 amino acids. The transcript is spliced from 14 exons. Gene Ontology annotation, biological process: protein phosphorylation. The record is from RefSeq and is a predicted model, not a curated record. Lineage: Eukaryota; Metazoa; Chordata; Actinopteri; Siluriformes; Bagridae.